Messenger RNA from Gastrolobium bilobum, 1830 nucleotides. RefSeq lists its product as uncharacterized. Lineage: Eukaryota; Viridiplantae; Streptophyta; Magnoliopsida; Fabales; Fabaceae. The transcript is spliced from 4 exons. Bases 1 to 1830 code for a protein of 609 amino acids. The record is from RefSeq and is a predicted model, not a curated record.
AUGUAUAUUGUCCGAGGCUUGUCCAUUGAAGAUCUACUUCAGAAGAUUCGUCAGAAGUUGAAGUUGCAACAAAAUCAGGUAAUUUCUUCAGUCACGGGUCGAGUCCCAUGUGGUAAUCGAAAAUAUGCAGGUUUAGAAAUAACUGAUGAUGAGGACAUUGACAUUUUUCUUGGAACAUUUGUCCAAAACUCUACUACAUCUCAAUUUGUUGAGUUAUAUGUCGAUAUUGAGACAUCAGACGACAUGUCAAUACCGACACGUGGGUUGGACCUUAACAGUCAGACACAAAUGUCGUCGUCAUCGGAACCCCAGCCCACACAAUCAACUAUUGCAAGUGGAGAUGAAAGCGACUAUAUGGUAGAUGUUGAACCUGACAAUGAAGAGGAGGAGGAAGAUGAAGACACUCUACUGGAAAAUGACCAUGAUCAGAAUGAUAGUGAUGGAGGUGAUGAUGAACAUCAUGAUAAUCCCAUAUCACAGGAGACUGUUAUCCCUACGUCCAAUAAUCCGGUUAUUCCAUCAUCAUCAGAUAUGACACCAUUUUGGGAUGACAUCCCACACUAUGAGGCUGUUAAUUUUGAUUAUCCGAACGAAGACAUAUUGGAUGUUGAAGGCUUAGGUCGUGGUCCGUGGACAAGAGGAGACGAAAUGUAUGUGAAACAAGAGUUUCGGUCAAAGAGCGAUGUUCAAGCUGCUAUAAAACAUUACUGCAUGAAUGAGCAUCAAGAAGGUGUAGUGGUUGAAAGUACAACCAUAAAGUUGUCUAUGAAAUGCCAUAAGCAUGAAGAAGGCUGCAAUUGGCGAGUAAGGGCAAUUAAACCGAAGAAUAGCAACAGCUGGGUAGUCAGUAAAUGGGUUGGAAAACAUUCUUGUGUCAGCACAACCCUUUCUCAAGAUCACAAACAACUUGAUUCACAUUUUAUAUCUGAGGCCAUUCUAGACAUGGUGAAGGCUUCGCCGUCGGUGGCCGUUAUCUUGAUACAAGAACGGGUUACUGCUCUUUUUGGAUAUAAUGUUUCUUACAGGAAGGCGUGGAUGGGAAAGCAGAAAGCAAUUGCUAAGAUUUACGGAGAUUGGGACGAGUCAUACGCGUUCCUGCCAAGAUGGUUCGCACACAUGUUGAAUUUUUCUCCGGGGUCAGUUUACCAUAUUCAACAUGGACCGUGUGUCAUGAAUGGACAAGUUAUUACCGGGUCCAGGGUUUUUCAACGUGUUUUCUGGACUUUCGGUCAAUGUCGGGAGGCGUUUAAAUGGUGUAAACCAGUCAUACAGGUCGAUGGUACGCAUCUGUACGGUAAAUAUAAAGGGACAUUAUUGAUCGCCACAGCGCAAGAUGGAAACAAUGAGGUCUUGCCAAUUGCAUUUGUGGUCGUUGAAAGUGAAACAAAAGAUGCAUGGGAAUAUUUUUUGGCAUCCAUCCGAAUGCAUGUAACCAAUAAGACUGGUAUAAGCCUUAUUUCGGAUCGACACAAAAGCAUUUUAUCAGCAGUGGCCAAUCCAGACAUUGGAUGGCAACCUCCUAAUGCAUACCAUGUGUUUUGCCUUCGUCAUGUAGGGAGCAAUUUUAAUACACGAUUCAAGGAUCAAUACAUGAAGGGUUUUCUAAAGAAGCUAGGAUAUAUUGCAAAUAAAGACUACUUUGAUGCUGCGUAUGCCGAGUUCUGCAGCAUUAGUCCAGAGGUCGCUGCGUGGAUUGAGGCUGCUCCAAAGGAGAAAUGGACUCGAAGUUACGACGAGUGUGGACGAAGAUAUGGUCACAUGUCUAGUGUUCCACAAAUGUAUGUGGGGGGCCAUCUUCGCUUCCCAAUUUUCAGUGAUCUUACCACGUAA